AUGGAUACGAGAGCAAUUCACCAUGACUUGGAUCAAAUAAAGAAUCAUAUUAAGGAACUACAACGACAACAAAAAUCACCGACAUAUUUACUAAUAAAACCAAAUUAUCCAAAUGAUAUCUCUUCAAUGUACUAUUGUAAUGAAUGUAACAGCUUUGUUGGUAAACGAACUUCUCUUCAGUAUUCAACAUGCAAACCAAAGACGGGUACCACAACUUAUCAGGAUAGCUACAAUCGAAAAUGGUCAUCUUCAGCAGUUGCCAGUUACGUUUGCUAUCCAAUAUACCAGGAUCGACCGACAAUAUUAAAAGAACUUCAAAAGAAAUAUCCAUCAUUAUCAUCUGCUGUCCAAAUUCAACGAAAUUGGAUACCAGCAUCGUCUAAAAAUAGUUAUCCAUAUCGACGAUGGAUCUUGGGUGCACAUUAUCCAGACCCGUGA
Messenger RNA from Rotaria sp. Silwood1, 438 nucleotides. Lineage: Eukaryota; Metazoa; Rotifera; Eurotatoria; Philodinida; Philodinidae. The record is from the annotation of a GenBank genome assembly.